This is a messenger RNA of Coturnix japonica (Japanese quail), 2749 nucleotides long. The record is from RefSeq and is a predicted model, not a curated record. Lineage: Eukaryota; Metazoa; Chordata; Aves; Galliformes; Phasianidae.
CUGCAGUUGCCCCUCUCUCGGUCCCCGUGCCCACUGCACCUCCCACACGCGGAGGUUCCCCCGCUCCGUGCCGGCAGCCCGGCUGUGUGCCGCUCCGCCCGAGCAAAUCGCAUUGUCAGAUGUGCCCUGAUGUCAGCACGCUAAGCCCGAGCCCCAAUCUGCUCCCGGGGAUGCUGAUCGGCUUACGGGCCAGGAGUUUGCCCGCCGCCCUGCCCGCAUCCCACACCGGCCUCUCCUCGCCGGGCCAACGAGCGGGGCGCCGGCAGCGGCAUGUCCCGGCCCGGGGGCGGCCGGGGGGCAGGCGGCGGGGUGUCCCCGCUCUGCCGCCGGGACGCCUAGGGAGAGGCGGCGGCAGGCGGCAUGGUGCUGCUGUCGGGGGCCGGGGAGCAGCUGGCCGGGGAGAGGGUCUGCCCCGCGCCGGGCGCCGGCAAGGAGCUGCCUGAGGCGGAGAGCGGCUCCGAACAGGGGGCGGAGGGGGCUGCCGCCGAGGGGCACAACGAUGAGGAGCAGGAGGAGGAGGAGGAGGAGGAGGAGGACUAUGAGGAGUAUGAGGACUUCUCCGAGCUGCCCGACACCUGCAGCAUCGCCUCGGACGACUCUUUCUACCCGCCGGGGGGCCUGGAGGACGAGACGGAGGACAGCUGGUCCCUGGAGCAGGAGGACCGCGACAGCCCCGAGGCGCUGAGCCUCUUCCGAGCGUGCUGCACUAACAACGCCGUGGUGCUGCGGGCGCUCAUCCGGCAGGGCCCCGAGGAGGAGGAGGUGCGGGAGACCGACCGCAACCGCAGGAAUGGUCUCAUCGUUGCCUGUUACCAAGGAUAUGUGGAUAUUGUCAUAGCCUUAUCGCAAUGCCCUCAUCUUGAUGUGAACUGGCAGGACAAUGAAGGGAACACAGCCCUGAUCACAGCUGCUCAGGCAGGGCACAUAACCAUUACGAACUAUUUGUUGAACUAUUUCCCUGGGCUUGACAUUGAGAAGAGGAAUGUGUUUGGAUUUACAGCACUGAUGAAAUCUGCGAUGCAGGGACGAACGGAAUGCGUGAAAGCCUUGAUGAUGGCAGGGGCAAAUGUUCACACAACAGACCCAAGCCGUGGACUGACUUCAUGGGAAUGGGCUUGUUAUACAGGAAGGUCAGAAUCUGCUUUCAUCAUGCAAAGGCUGAUGGAUAGACCAUGCCCAGAACAGCUUUGUGAGCAAUAUAAACCGGAAUGGCCAAAGAUGAAGGAACUCCUUGCCAAGGCUGCAGAACCAAAAACCUGUUUGCAGAGGAUUUCUGAGUGUGUUAGGACUGUGUGUCCAGGAAGCCCCCCUUCUGUGGGAAAACGCAGACUGGCUGUGCAAGAAAUCCUUAGGAAGCAGAGGGCUGAGGAGAUCCGAUCUCAGGACAAAGACCACGUUAGCAGCUACGAGAAAUUAUUUCAGAACUCCAAAAUCACAGUAAUCCCCAAAAAGAAGGACCGUCGAGCCAGUCUGCAGCCCGUCAGCCUUGCAGUGUCUCAAGUGAGCACCAUAGCCACCAGGAAAACAAGCCUCUUGCCGCUCCACCUGCUCAGAAGAAGUAGCGUGAGGCCAGGAUUUGUCAUCCCCAAAGUCCGUGUCAGCAAAGCUCCUCCACCCACCUUCCAGCCAGAAAAGGCAAGAAGGAGGAGCAGCGCUAAAGAUGACCCCUACUUGCAGAUUCCCAAGUGGAGAUACAAAGAGCUGAAAGAGGAGCGGAAGAAGGCGGAGGAACAGGAGAGGAAAAGAAUAGCUGAGGCUCAAAGACAGAGGCAGGUGUCUCCUGCCAGAAGCAGAACCUGAUUUACUGGCAGUUACUUGGAAGGUUUUAGAGCCAUUUUUUUUUUGUUAUCUGAGCAAGAUAACAGACUGUGUGCCGUCAUGCAUGCCUGCUGUUGACGGAGCUGGAAUACUGUAGAGCAGCCUUUAUGGUGCAGAAACAUGGCAAGGGCUAUACCACAGUGUGUCUGAUUAUAGGAGGUGAAGUUAUUUUUGGGUGGAAGACAAAGAAGUUCACCUGUUUGCUGUUGAUAGGAAGUUCAAGGCUUUGGGUUAUUUUUUAAUUUCCAGUUCCAGGUGAACAGCUGCAAAACUGCCUGAAAAACAAUCUGUGUGAAAGGAUCAUAUUUUGUUUGUUCGUUUUGUAAUGGACACAAUUAAGGAGUUGUACUUUUGACACUAGAUAUUCUUUCCCCUCCUUGUAUAGGUAGGCGUAUUACAAGGUUUUAUAGAAAUAAUGAAAUGUUUAAAAUGCAUCACAGUCUCAGUGGGCAGUGAAAAAUCUAAGUCUACUAUUUUUUUUAAUGUAUGAAGCACUUUAUGGCAUAUUAACUCUAGUAAUCAAAGAUUAGUGCAAGGUAGAUAUUGAACUGUACAGCUCUAUGUGGUCUGUGUGGAUAUGUUUCUUAAUGUUUUUGUUCUGUUGAAUAUAAAGAGGGCUGCAUAUGAAAUAUUUUUGUAGCUGAGGAACAUCAUCUACGGAUACAAAUCAGGGACAGUGACUGGUUUCUUUGGAGCAACAGAGAAGUUGAACUGAUUUUUGUAUGACACAGUCACCUCUAACAUUUGCCUCCCCCAUUGCGUUUCCCCAUAUCCGCUAUCUGUUGUCUCCUCUUUAGUCUCAGGGAUUUUUUUUGUCUUGGCAUUUAACUGUGAAAUAUGGGAGAUGGUGAACCUCAGGUGGGUUUAGAUUUGUCUUUUUCCCUUGAUAUUUAAAUUCCUGCUAAUAAAUAAAGAAAUAAGCACCAGUUUA